AUGGGAGGCGCACAAAAUACUAGCAAUGUUCCUGCUGCUCCAAUUCCACCACCACCAAUGCCAAACGGUGCAGGCUUAAAUGUGACUGCAGUCAAUGCAACCACAAAUGAACCUCAUCAUGCCGUUAGAGUGAUCCCGGUUAGUGGUUUACCUCUGAUUGUUACCGCAAAAGAUGAACCAAAUCAAAAACCAUUAUUUCAUUGUCCAAUCGACUCAAAAGAUGAACAAUGUUUGGCGGAACACAAAGAUGUUCACCCACCUCAUCAUCAUGAAGAGCAUAUCGGUAACAUGUUCGCUGAAUUCGAACUGGAACCGUGCAAUCCUGAAAAUCCAAAUCAAUUGCAAGUUGUAAUGUUGACUGACGAUCGAUUCAACGAAGAAAAUCGUCAGCCAAACAGACCCCUUACGCCAACGGAAUACCUAAUCGGUUGUUCAUCCAAGAUGCCUUUAUUGGGCGGUCGUACGGCUUAUAAAGUUGAACCGCAAUUUCGUCGAGUUGGAAGAAACAAAUUUGUCAAUUAUAUGCGUAAACGUAGUUUUGAAACCCUCAAAAAACGCAAUCAAGAUGAAAUCAUAGAAGAAGAAAUCAUUGAAUUACAACCACAAUACGCUCCCUUUCAUCGUCAAAGUGAAGAAGAACGUUUAAACUUUCUCGAUAUCAAAAGUCCAUUCAAACGAUACAUCGGAAACGCACCUGAUCAUCAUCAUCGUUGGGGUGCUCGUUGUGCGGAAUUCGGAGACGUUGACGGUGUCGCUUGUUCGCGUGAACAAUUGCAUCGUAAUAUGCAAUUCAUGAAAGUCAACAAACCAGCUUUCAAUCAAGACCGUCGUAGAGAAUUGGACGCACAUCUAUUCAAACGUGCAACAAUGAGCGAAAACGGAGCUUUACACCGCACUUUCAAAAAGCGUUCUUUGACACCCGAACAAGCAAGAACAGUAAGAAUGUUUAAACGUCAACAAGAAUUAAAGGAAGAAGAAGCAAAGAUGGAUUACGUUCGUCGUUGGGCAGAAGGUAAUGCUGUUCGCCGUUCAUUCGAGCCUUUAGACGGUCCUCUGUUGCUUCAGCGUGAUUUUGACGAAGAUGAAGACGAGGACCAUGCAUUUGUUCGUCGUCACUUAGACGAAGAUAACGUUUGGGAAACUCGUUCACCAAAAGGAGGACAUCCUGGACAUCCUGGCGGCGCUGGCUUUAACGGUAUGCCUCGUCCUAUGGCAAAGCGUGAUUUGACCAAUGCAGAAGAAGAUGAAAAGCUCGAAACAAGAUCGUUCAAUAGUAAAGGUAGACGUGGCGGUGGCCCCCGUGGUCCUCCCAAUCGUAGAAUGCGUAAACGCGCUUUGUCAGAAAAUGGUCUGGAAGAAAGAGCUGUAAUAGAAGGCAAUGUCGAUGAUGCUUUAGAGAAACGCUCCAAUGAUUCCCACAACAAGUGGCGUGGUGGCUACAACGGACGAUAUAAUAAGCGAGACUUGCAAGACGAUGAAUUGGAAAAACGCUCGAACAAAAACCGCGGAUGGGGUGGUGGUUCUCAUGGUGGUUGGCAUAAGCGCGAAGAACUGUCCAAACGAGACUUGCAAGAUGAUAAUCUGGACGAUGAUUUGGAAAAACGCUCGAACAAAAACCGCGGAUGGGGCGGUGGUUCUCAUGGCGGUUGGCAUAAGCGCGAAGAACCUUCCAAAUUGACAAAACGUGCAGUAUCAGAAAGUGGCAAAGACGACCUCCAUGCCAGCUUGCAAAAGCGUGAUUUACAACUUGAAGAUGACAAACUCGAAACAAGAUCCAUCGGCACCACUCAUAAAGGAGGUGGCGCAGCAAUGGGCAGACCAGGUGUCAACAAUGCUGCUGGUGGUGCUCGUCCUGCUGGAAUGAAGCGUUCUUUGGAAGGCGAGGGAGACAAACUCGAGACAAGAUCCAUUGGCACAAGCCACGGAAGGGGUGGUCAUCCAGGAGCAGGCAGAGGAACUGCUGCUGCUCCCCCUGCCAACAAUGUUGCAGCCGGCCCUGCUGCAGCACAACCUAACCGAAGAGUAAAGCGAGAUGUUCUUUCGGAUCCCAUCGACAUCGAUGACAGCUUUGAGAAGCGCUCACAUUCUCAUGGCGGUCCUUAUAAUGCCGGUCGAGGCUGGAAAAAGCGUGAUUUGAUUGGCACCUAUGACGAACAGGAUGGUUUGGAGAAACGCUCAAACGGAAAUUCUUACAAGAACAGACGUUGGAAACGAAGCAAUCCUGACGAUAUCCAUCUUCAGAAGCGUCAAGUCGCUGAUCUUGAGGAUUACGAUGACGUUGCAUUGGAGAAACGUCAUAAACACUGGGGCUGGGGAAAGCAUGGCGGAUACCGUUGGAAACGUGAAGAAGAUGAGAGUCUCGACAAUCCAGCUUUGGUCAGACGUGCAUUCUCUGAUAGCGGCAAGGAUGAUCUGAUUGCCAAUUUGCAGAAGCGUAACCAGUACUGGGCAGGAGGUGGCGGUAAUUAUUGGGCAGGUCAAUGGGGUGGCGGCGGUGGUGGUGGCGGAGGAGGUGAAGGAAUGAGAAAGCGUCAAAUUUAUCAUCCGAAAGACUUGCACUUUAAUAUGGAUCGACUCCAAGAAUUUUUGAUGGAACAUGGUGCUGUUCAUGAUCUCCUCGAAUUCGAGCAUGAAAUGGACAGAGAUCGUGAUCUUGUCAAACGUGGUCCAAGAAGCUGGGAUGGACGUGGUCCAGGAUCCGAUUUCGGUCCACGUCGCGGCCGAAGAGGUUGGAGAAGAUGGCGUCGCGGUCCCGGUCCUCGUGGUCCAGGCCCACGUAGUCGAGGUCGCGGUCCACCGCCCCCACCAUCACCAGGAGACUAUGAUUGGGGUCGACGUGAUCUGGAGUAUGACGAUGAUGACGCCUUGACGGUCCGUAGCGUGUUAAGCGCACAUGGCGAUAUCUUCCCUCGAGGGUUUGAUGAUUUUGCAGAAGCAGAAAUACAAGACGUCCAAAAACGUGAUGAAAUCGUGAAAGCAGAAGACCCAGUCGUGCAAAAGCGAGACGCUGCAACAAAGGCGGCAAUUCCAACUGUUCAAAAGCGUGAUACGAUCGCCAGUGCUGCUUGGAAUUGGGCAAUGAAGAAGCUUUUGUAA
Molecule: messenger RNA, 3096 nt
Organism: Meira miltonrushii
Lineage: Eukaryota; Fungi; Basidiomycota; Exobasidiomycetes; Exobasidiales; Brachybasidiaceae
Exons: 1
Coding region: 1-3096 (1031 amino acids)
Source: RefSeq, a predicted model, not a curated record